Molecule: messenger RNA, 3129 nt
Organism: Cyprinus carpio (common carp)
Lineage: Eukaryota; Metazoa; Chordata; Actinopteri; Cypriniformes; Cyprinidae
Product: selectin E
Exons: 16
Coding region: 209-2680 (823 amino acids)
Biological process (GO): cell adhesion; negative regulation of complement activation, classical pathway
Cellular component (GO): membrane
Source: RefSeq, a predicted model, not a curated record
GUAUUUCCACAAAUUAGAAUUCCAUUGCUUUUACUGGCUGAUGUCACAAGUGGAUCCGGGAAAGGAAGUUCUGAACCAUAGCUGAGCUAGAUAAAUACCCCAACAGAGUGAUUACCAGACCAGAUUCUCAAAUCAGAACCAUCAUAUUCGUAGAGAAGUGCAGAGAGGACCAUUAAGAGGACCAUUUCAUAGCUGUACAUCACUGACAAUGGGUAUCUUCAACAAAGUAUCACUGCAAUGUUUGGCUUCCCUUGUUCUUAUUUCUUCAGUGUUAAACUUAUGGAGAGGCACUGAAGGCUGGUCAUACCAUUCCUCAACGAAAACUAUGGACUGGGAAUCUGCCAGACACUGGUGCAGGCAGCAUUACACAGACAUGGUAGCCAUCCAGAACAAAGAAGAGAUUUCUCACCUCAACAGUAUCCUUCCAAAAGUCAAAGGAUAUUACUGGAUUGGCAUUCGUAAAAUUAAUGGCAGUUGGACCUGGGUUGGAACUAAUAAGACACUUACCAAGGAAGCUGAGAACUGGGCAGAUAAGGAGCCCAAUAAUGGAAAGAAUAAUGAAGACUGUGUGGAAAUAUACAUUAAAAGAGAGAAAGAUGAAGGCAAAUGGAAUGAUGAAUCCUGCUUGAAGAUGAAGACUGCACUCUGCUACACGGCAUCCUGCAAACACGACUCCUGUGUCAGUGGUCAAGGAGAGUGUGUCGAAACCAUAAACAGCCAUAAAUGCUCAUGCUUUGAGGGUUUCUAUGGAGAACGAUGUGAACAUGUUGUAAAAUGCAAACCAGAGGACAUCCCCCCACAAGAACAUGCUAGCGUGCGAUGCUCUCAUCCUUAUGGAAAUUUCUCAUAUGACUCUCAGUGUGAAUAUUCCUGUGUUGAGGGUUAUGAACUAAAGGGCUCCAGUACGACGAGAUGCACUUCUACCACAGAGUGGUCAAGCAAACCACCAACCUGUGAACUUGUUCGAUGUCCAGAGCUGAUCAAACCACAGAAGGGCCAAAUGCAGUGUCUCCAUUCACUGGACAUCUUCAGGUAUCAAUCCACCUGUGAGUUUAUGUGUGAAGAAGGAUACACGCUGCGAGACUCCAGCUCCUCUACACUGCUCUGUGGGGCAACGGGACACUGGAAUGAUUCACAACCCACUUGUGAAAUAAUAAAAUGCAAACCAGAGGACAUAACCCCACCAGAUCAUGCUAGCAUGCGAUGCUCUCAUCCUCAUGGAAAUUUCUCAUAUGAUUCUCAAUGUGAAUACUCCUGUGAAGAAGGUUAUGAACUAAAGGGUUCCAGUAUGACAAGAUGCACUUCUACCACAGAUUGGUCAAGCAAACCACCAACCUGUGAACUUGUUCGAUGUCCAGAGCUGAUCAAACCACAGAAGGGCCAAAUGCAGUGUCUCCAUUCACUGGACAUCUUCAGCUAUCAAUCCACCUGUGAGUUUAUGUGUGAAGAAGGAUACACGCUGCGAGACUCCAGCUCCUCUACACUGUUCUGUGGGGCAAUGGGACACUGGAAUGAUUCACAACCCACUUGUGAAAUAAUAAAAUGCAAACCAGAGGAUGUCACCUCACUAGAUCAUGCUAGUGUCCAAUGCUCUCAUCCUCAUGAAAAUUUCUCAUAUGACUCUCAAUGUGAAUACUCCUGUGAAGAAGGUUAUGAACUAAAGGGUUCCAGUACGACAAGAUGCACUUCUACCACAGAGUGGUCAAGCAAACCACCAACCUGUGAACUUGUUCGAUGUCCAGAGCUGAUCAAACCACAGAAGGGCCAAAUGCAGUGUCUCCAUUCACUGGACAUCUUCAGCUAUCAAUCCACCUGUGAGUUUAUGUGUGAAGAAGGAUACACGCUGCGAGACUCCAGCUCCUCUACACUGUUCUGUGGGGCAAUGGGACACUGGAAUGAUGCACAACCCACUUGUGAAAUAAUAAAAUGCAAACCAGAGGACAUAACCCCACCAGAUCAUGCUAGUGUCCACUGCUCUCAUCCUCAUGAAAAUUUCUCAUAUGACUCUCAAUGUGAAUACUCCUGUGAAGAAGGUUAUGAACUAAAGGGUUCCAGUAUGACAAGAUGCACUUCUACCACAGAGUGGUCAAGCAAACCACCAACCUGUGAACUUAUUCAGUGCCCAGCCCUUGACAUUCCUAUCAAUGGAGAGCUGAGCUGCACUUCCAGCUUUAAAUAUGGGAGCAAAUGCAGCUUCAGUUGUGCUGAAGGAUUCUACAUCCAGGGAGCUUCAGAAAUCAGCUGUACAAAAGCAGCAAAGUGGAGUCAGGAACCACCUCGCUGUGAAGCAGUGCUCUGCCCACAACUUUCUGAUCCAGUCAACGGGCAUAUGAACUGCUCAUCUGAAGAACCCACCUUUGGCACCUUCUGCAUCUUCAGCUGUUAUGAAGGCCACCAACUUGAAGACCACAGUAACAAGAUAGUGAUGUGCAACUACAAUGGGAGCUGGUCAGGGGAAGUGGCAGUGUGUCAAGCUCAUCCUGAUCCCUCUACAUCACUCCUCGAAGCAACAGAAGUGACUCUUGGUGUUUCAGGCGCUAUCGGCGUAUCCGCUCUGGGCUUAGUCCUCUGGAUACUGAAGAGACUGAGGAGAAAAGCUAAGAAUUUUGAUCCAAACAGUACCUUGGAUAUUGAGGAUCCACCACAGUCUUAUAAGAACAGUGUUGACAGUCUAAUAUAGAGCAAAAUAGCAUCAAAUAGCAUACAGCAUAUACGGUGAGCAUACUGUAUAUACCUUAUGCACAUACACAGGCCAGUAUGAGGAAUGAUGGCGAUGUAACUUAUUCCAGUGAACAAUUUAUUGAAGCACUCAGUUCAUUUCACAGGACUCACAACUGCCUCAUAAUACUGUUUGUCAUCACAAAUGAUUUAAGGCACUUGGAUAUUUUUAUACUCAGUCUAAUGGGCAUUAUCAGUUACUAGGCAACAGUCCUAACUGAAUGUGAUUUUUACUUCCCAACGGAAGCUUUUAUGAUUUACUUGACUGAACAUAUUGUUCUGUACCGUAUAAAUGUACUUGUUUUUUUGCUAUUAAUAUACACCAUCUUUUUGUACUAUUUAUUGUUCCAAAACUGUAUUGGUGCUAUUCAACUAUUUUUAUGUAAACCAAUAAAGUGUGACUUAUGAUGU